This is a messenger RNA of Prunus armeniaca (apricot), 1392 nucleotides long. Lineage: Eukaryota; Viridiplantae; Streptophyta; Magnoliopsida; Rosales; Rosaceae. The record is from the annotation of a GenBank genome assembly.
AUGGAGUGCUCGUUGUUCCCUUGGAUGCUCUUAAGCCUUUUUGCAGGAUCCCAGGGCUUGAACAACAUAUGUGAGAGUGAGGCCAUCAGCUUUCUGCAGGCAAUGAAGUGUUUUUAUUUCUACAACAAAGAGAAGAAUGAUGAAGCAAAGACUACGAAGUCUACUUCUACUCGUUCCACUUCCCCUUUCUUUUCACUUGAUCGUGACCCAAGAAAAUCUGGUUCCGAGUCUAAUUCUCAGAAUGCCACAGAAUUUAGCACAGCAUCCUCUGCCAAGUCAUUUGCAGCAUUGUCGCAGCGACAGAGUAAUCUCCGAGAAUUCACAUGCUCAGAGUUAAAAGCAGCAACAAAGAAUUUUAGUCUCUCCCUCAUGCUUGGAGAGGGUGGGUUUGGUGGUGUGUAUAGGGGUGUCAUCCGGACCACAGAAGAUCCACAUAAAAAGAUAGAUGUUGCUGUUAAACAACUGAGUAAAAGGGGAUUUCAGGGCCAUAAAGAGUGGGUGACUGAAGUGAAUGUUUUAGGGGUUGUUGAACAUGCAAAUCUUGUCAAACUGUUAGGCUACUGUGCUGAGGAUGAUGAAAGAGGGAUCCAGCGGCUCCUUGUAUAUGAAUAUAUGCCCAACAGGAGUGUGCAGGAUCACUUAUCAAGCCGAUUUCAGAUAGCUCUUCCAUGGGGUACAAGAAUGAAAAUCGCCCAGGAUGCCGCUCGUGGCUUAGCAUACCUCCAUGAAGGGAUGGAAUUUCAGAUUAUCUUUAGGGAUUUCAAGUCUUCAAACAUACUUUUGGAUGAACAAUGGAAUGCCAAGUUAUCUGACUUCGGAUUGGCUAGACUUGGGCCUUCAGAUGGAUUGAGCCACGUCUCUACUGCGGUUGUUGGAACAAUAGGGUAUGCAGCUCCUGAAUACAUUCAAACCGGACAUCUCACAUCUAAAAGUGAUGUAUGGAGCUAUGGAGUUUUCCUUUAUGAACUCAUCACAGGCAGACGACCUGUGGACAGAAACCGACCCAAGAAUGAGCAAAAACUCUUGGAAUGGGUGAGGCCACACCUCUCUUCAGAUCCAAAGAAGUUCCAAUUGAUUUUGGAUCCAAGGCUUGAAGGGAACUAUUCCCUCAAGGCUGCCCAAAAACUAGCAGCUGUGGCCAGCCGGUGCUUGGUGCGACAGCCUAGAUCACGCCCGAAAAUGAGCGAAGUCGUGGAAAUGUUGAACCAAAUUAUGGAGACAACGGAUAUGGGAAGCCCCGAACUCCCUCUGAAGGGUGUGGACUCCAAAGAUGAAUAUUACAGAGAGUCCAAAAGAGAGGUUUUAAAAAGGAUGUUUGUGGAUCCAUUGAUUGGAGAGAAUGGUUGCUUAAAUUGGCAAACAUGGAGACCAAAGCUUGUGAACACAUGUUGA